This is a messenger RNA of Physeter macrocephalus (sperm whale), 921 nucleotides long. RefSeq names its product olfactory receptor 4B1-like. Gene Ontology annotation, cellular component: plasma membrane. Gene Ontology annotation, molecular function: olfactory receptor activity; G protein-coupled receptor activity. NCBI's taxonomy places the organism in Eukaryota, Metazoa, Chordata, Mammalia, Artiodactyla, Physeteridae. Gene Ontology annotation, biological process: G protein-coupled receptor signaling pathway. The record is from RefSeq and is a predicted model, not a curated record.
AUGGUGAGUAAAAAUAAUGUAACCGAGUUAAUUUUCACUGGUCUUUUCGAGGAUCCAGAGGUGCAGAGAGUGUGCUUUGUGGUGUUUCUUCCCGUGUACUUGGCCACGGUGAUAGGCAAUGGCCUCAUUGUUCUGACGGUCAAAGCCAGUAAGAGUCUGCAUUCCCCCAUGUACUUCUUCCUUAGCUACCUGUCCCUGGUGGAAAUCAGCUAUUCCUCUACUAUUGUCCCUAAAUUCAUCACGGUUACCAAGAUUAGAACCAUCUCACUGGAGGGUUGUCUGGCUCAGAUAUUCUUCUUUCACUUCUUUGGGGUCACUGAGAUCCUCUUGCUUGUGGUAAUGGCUUAUGACCACUCUGUGGCCAUCUGCAAACCCCUUCAUUAUAUUAACAUUAUGAAUCGUCUGUGUCAUGUAUUAGUGGCUGGUUCCUGGCUUGGGGGCUUUUUUCAUUCCAUAAUUCAGAUUCUCAUCACCAUCCAAUUGCCCUUCUGUGGUCCCAAUGUGAUUGACCACUACUUCUGUGAUCUCCAGCCAUUAUUCAAGAUUGCCUGCAGUGACACCUCUGUGGAGGGGGUUAUUGUGUUGGUCAGUAGUGGCUUAAUUGCUCUGUGCUCCUUCCUCAUCUUGGUGACCUCCUACAUUGUCAUUCUGGUCAACUUGAGGAACCAUUCAGCAGAGGGAAGACGCAAAGCCCUCUCCACCUGUGCUUCUCACAUCACGGUGGUCACGUUGUUCUUUGGACCUGCCAUCUUCUUCUACAUGCGACCCUCCUCCACCUUCACUGAGGAAAAACUGGUGGCCGUGUUCUACACAGUGGUCACCCCCAUGCUGAACCCCAUCAUCUACACACUCAGAAAUGCAGAGAUGAAAAUCGCUAUGAGGAGGUUGUGGGGCAAAAAGGAGAACUCAGGGGUGGAGUGA